This is a messenger RNA of Cuscuta epithymum, 724 nucleotides long. The record is from the annotation of a GenBank genome assembly. Lineage: Eukaryota; Viridiplantae; Streptophyta; Magnoliopsida; Solanales; Convolvulaceae.
GGGUGGCCGUGAGGCCUUAAAUUUCUGGUGCUCACCACUUAUCCAAACACUGCAAAAUGUCACUCUCAUCUCCUCUUCUUCAACUUCCAAUCUCCUCCCAAAUCAAAUCCCUCAGCCUCACCACCACUUUCCUCCAUGGCUCCUCAUCCCUGUCCCGUCUCUCCACCCCCUCUUCUCAUUCAUCCUCCCACCAACCACGCGCCUCCGCUUUCACUCCAACAAUCCGGGCCCUGAGAUCUGUGCAAGGCCGCGUUGUCUGCACCGCCAACGACAAGACCGUCGCCGUCGAGGUUGUCCGCAUGGCGCCCCACCCCAAGUACAAGCGCAGGGUCAAGAAGAAGACGAAGUUCCAAGCUCACGAUCCUCUGAACCAGUUCAAAGUUGGGGACUUGGUUCAGCUUGAGAAGAGCCGCCCCAUUAGCAAGACCAAGACCUUCAUUGCCGUCGCAGUUCCUCCCAGGAAUCAGCGAAAGAAAGAGGAAGAUGCCCCCGAGUCCCAGGAGCUUGGACUUCCAUUUGAGUCUGAGCAGAAUGUUAGCUAGAGCUAUGGGUUUUGCUGGUAAAACAGUGCUUGUUUUUGAAUUGUCUUUUUGUUUUCUUCAAUCAAUUUAUUUACUGUGCAGUUCGAUUAAUGUGUUAAGUAAUCAAUAUUUACAUAUUUUGAGUCUUUUGACAUUAUUGAUUUAUUAUAACAUCUUAGUUCUGCUUUCUUGUUUUGCUUAUC